GCCGAGGCCGCCGGCCCCGCUCGCCCUAGCUCGCCAGCUGCCAGCCAGCCUGCAGGAGGGAGGAGAGAAGUCGAGCGCUUGCUUCCGCUGUUGGCUACUCUGUCCUGGUCUCCAGCUGCCUCAUUGCAGCUGACAUUCCUCAUACGGACACAUCGUUGCUUUUUAAAUAUUUCCAAAGAAACAAUAACAUUCAAGCUGGCGCAAGCAAUGGUUCACAUAAAGAAAGGCGAGCUGACCCAGGAGGAGAAGGAGCUCCUGGAAGUCAUCGGUAAAGGUACUGUCCAAGAGGCUGGAACACUGUUAUCUAGCAAGAAUGUUCAUGUCAACUGUUUGGAUGAGAAUGGAAUGACUCCUCUAAUGCAUGCAGCAUAUAAAGGAAAGCUUGAUAUGUGCAAACUACUUUUGCGACAUGGAGCUGACGUAAACUGUCAUCAACACGAACAUGGAUACACAACCCUUAUGUUUGCUGCACUUUCUGGUAAUAAAGACAUCACAUGGACAAUAUUGGAAGCUGGUGCAGAGACAGAUGUUGUCAACUCUGUGGGAAGAACAGCAGCUCAGAUGGCAGCCUUUGUGGGGCAACAUGAUUGUGUGACUAUAAUCAACAAUUUCUUUCCCCGAGAGAGGUUGGACUAUUACACUAAACCCCAGGGACUAGAUAAAGAACCAAAGCUGCCCCCAAAGUUGGCAGGCCCACUGCACAAAAUUAUCACCACAACAAAUCUUCAUCCUGUCAAGAUUGUGAUGCUUAUAAAUGAGAAUCCUCUACUGGUGGAAGAGGCAGCCCUGAAUAAAUGUUAUAAGGUGAUGGACUUGAUUUGUGAGAAAUGUAUGAAGCAAAGAGACAUGAAUGAAGUAUUGGCUAUGAAAAUGCAUUACAUCAGCUGUAUCUUUCAGAAAUGCAUUAACUUCUUGAAAGAUGGAGAGAAUAAACUGGACACCUUGAUCAAGAGCUUGUUAAAAGGCCGAGCUUCUGAUGGCUUUCCAAUAUAUCAAGAAAAGAUCAUUAGAGAAAGUAUCAGAAAAUUUCCUUACUGUGAAGCUACACUCCUCCAGCAGCUGGUGCGAAGCAUUGCUCCCGUUGAAAUUGGUUCUGAUCCCACUGCAUUCUCUGUGCUUACCCAAGCCAUCACUGGUCAGGUGGGUUUCGUGGAUGUUGAAUUUUGCACAACCUGUGGAGAAAAGGGAGCAAGUAAAAGAUGCUCAGUAUGCAAAAUGGUAAUAUAUUGCGAUCAAAGUUGCCAGAAGAUACACUGGUUUGCACAUAAGAAAAUCUGUAAGAAUCUGAAGGACAUUUAUGAAAAGCAACAACUGGAGGCUGCCAAAGAAAAGAGGCAAGAGGAGAGCAAUGGCAAACUCAAUGUCAAUUCUAAUUGUGUUAAUGAAGAAAAACCAGAGGCUGAAACAAGCGUUUGCCAAGAGGAUUCCAAUCCUAAAGAUUCUGUGGAAGGGGAGAAGGAAUGUCUGCAAAGUGAGGCUGGGCUGCAGUGCUUUCAGGAUGCUCCUGCAGGCCCACAAGCAUCAGAGGAGUAAAAGCUGUAGCAUGCUGUAGCAUGGAUGCUCCCCACCUAGCAGGUAGCUGGAAAACUCAUGUGACUGUGUCCUCAUUGCCUUGUGACACCUGCAUGGCACCAGUGCAGGAUUCCACGUGUCGUAGAAUAGAGGCUUUCAAGCAAAGCUCUGUCUACCAUACUCUAAUUUCCUAUUAAUUUCUGUUCUAUAAUCGAACAGAUAUUUCUACGGAAAAUUUUUUCUUUCAAAAUACAGGAAAAACAUUUCCAGUCCCUUUCUGAAGCCGGCUUCCCAGUAAUUGUUCUCAAAGGAAAAUAAAUCCGCUUAGAGAAGAAAUAUAGGCUCUAGGAAACAAAGGGACAAGCAGAAUAGGUGUGGGAGAGAACAGAUUUUUCAGGAAAGAAAAAUUUUGUAGCCAUAGAAGUGGGUAGUUAGAAAAAUCAUGACAUAUGUGAAUGAAAUUCAUAUAAAUAGCAUUUACAGUACUGAAGUUCUGCUUAUUAAGAUGCAAUGAAAUGAAGAAAAGCUAUAUGUUAAAGGAUCUUUCCCAAUUAUUUCAGCUAAUUGUAGUUUAUAUGGAAAUUAUCCUGGGCCGUCUGAACUUUUUGUAGUUCCUGCAGUAAAGUUCUGUCUACAGUGUUUGUUCAUUCAGAAAUGUCAGAUCCCUCUUAAGGAAAAGGCAUAGCCAGGUCUGUCUCAGCAUGUACAUUUAAAAAGACACUACCUGGGGGCUGGCCCGUGGCUCACUUGGGAGAGUGUGGUGCUGAUAGCACCAAGGCCAUGGGUUCAAAUCCCCAUAUAGGGAUGGCCGGUUAGCUCACUUGGGAGAGCCUGGUGCUGACAGCGCCAAGUCAAGGGUUAGGAUCCGCUUACUGGUCAUUAAAAAAAAAAAAGAAAGAAAGAAAAAAAAAGAUACUACAUGAAAUUUUUGAUUAAGUAAUGGCCAAACAUACAGUAUACACAAUUGUAAAAAUAAUUCAUGUGCCACAUUCUGCCUAAAAGGCUGAGUAAAGUUUUCAUGGGGCUCUUUCUGUCCAGAAAUUGUGGUUUAUAACUGUCAUUUAGAGGAUGUCAUCAGUUUUUAACAUACGUGGUAAUUAAACAGAGCUAGAAAGUGAUGUCUGAAUAUAGCGCUGUGUUUCAAAGUUUCUUGUGUUGAUUUUUAAAUAAAU
Messenger RNA from Cynocephalus volans (Philippine flying lemur), 2684 nucleotides. RefSeq names its product ankyrin repeat and MYND domain containing 2 (gene ANKMY2). Bases 208 to 1533 code for a protein of 441 amino acids. Gene Ontology annotation, molecular function: protein binding. The record is from RefSeq and is a predicted model, not a curated record. The transcript has 10 exons. NCBI's taxonomy places the organism in Eukaryota, Metazoa, Chordata, Mammalia, Dermoptera, Cynocephalidae.